AUGUAUCUGAACAACCCUCGUGGCUCCAACAACAAGCUGCGCGAGCAGAGCAACAAUGUGCAGAACGCCAACAGACUAUUCGACUCCCAGAACAAUGCGGCCUCUGGGUAUCAAAUCGGUGACGACUGCAAGCCCGCUUGCAAGAAUGGCAACAACCAGUACGACGUGACAAAGGAGGGCGCUACGAAAGGGACGAUGAAGUUCUACCAAGGCUCCGAGCUCUACAUCGAAUGGCACCAUCAGCAUGGCUGUGGCGUGGGCCAUCCAAACCUCAAGUGCCAGAUUGUCUUGCAGUAUAUGAAUGAAGAAGAGAAUCGCAAUCUUCGCGAUGGCACAGGACAAGGCAGCGCCGGCGGGGAUGACAAUGAUCCCACGGAGGAGGGGACCGCUGAGCCAGCGCGAGGUUAUCACGAGCCCCUGGACUUCUACCAGGCUUGCACAGAGCGCGAGCGCAACAAGGGCCUGUACACUGCUGACAGGCAGAUGGAAGAGAAUGGUGGGGCCACGUCAACCCGACAGAACCCGAACGGCAAUGGCCGGCGCCGCGGGCAGCAGCGCCACGGCCUGGAGUGUCCCGAGGAGAGGGACUACUAUCCGUACUGGCACCCAACACCUUGGCACGACAUCGCCGUGCUCACGGAUGAGCCGCAGGCCAGGUGCGAGUACUACCGAGCAGAGUCCCAGAAUGUCAAGGCAAAGGGCUUCUGCUCUAUUGCUGCGCACAACAACCCAGAGGCCUGCAUCAGCAACGAGGGACAGUGGACAGACCAGGAGCCCUGGCAGGAGCCUCCGCCGGAGUGCACAGGUGGCAUCCAGAGCCGUGACAACCACAACGGAAACGUGAGAAACGGGCAGCCGCACUACUACCUGUGGAAGAUCCCGAAGCAUGUCAAAGGCCGGACUGUUCUACGCAUUCGAUACAACAUCUCCACAGGGGACUUCAACUACGGCUCCCUGGCGCAUCCGAAGGUCGAAGGCACAGAGCUCUCAGGUGGCUUGGCCGAUGCCUUCUUCAUGGACAGGCGCUUCAACGAUCCGCAGCCCAACACCCGACGUCGGAGUAUCUUCAAAGGGCGCCCGACUGUUCCUAUUCCGCUGGCCCAAGAUCCCGUAGCUGAUUGGCUCAACUUGGAAGAUGGUUCUGAGAAAUCUCGCCUUCUACAGCUACAGGUGAACACGAACCAGUAUGGCCGCACCUUCGAGGAUCGCACCCACUCCUUUCUCGUCGUGGAGAGACCUGCCAAUGUGCCGGAUGGCAAGCGCAUUGUCAACUACAACGUGCGUGGCCGACGUGGCAACAUCGUGCAGGUCUACCCCUCUGUGGAGUACGACUUCGUCCCCUCCGAGCUCUCGGUGGAGCAGGGGACUUUGCUGCACUUCCAGUGGACUGGGUCCGACGCCAACAACAAUGGCAACGCAGGCAACGGGCGGCAGGGCACCGAUCGAUCCAACCUGGUGCAGCUGCACAGUCGGGACGAGACGGUCCCCCUUCCCGUGGAACAGCACACCCUGCUCUUCAACGCGCUUGCAAAUCCCAACGACGAGGAGGGGCGACGACUGGUGGAGAAGUUUGCCUACCUGGAUCAGGACAGCAUUGUAACCUGCGACCCAGACACCAACAAUGACAACGACGAGGCCAACUGCAAACAGCUGAAUGGAGCAUCUGCCUACUUCGACGGCGGCCUUGUCGAAAUGAAAACUGUUGGGACGCAUCAUAUUGCCAGCACGCGCAACAAUGACUUCACCAACCGGUCGCAUAAAGCCACGAUCACAGUGACUGGCUUUCAGCUAGAAGCCUACGAGAACGUCAUCCUGGGCGUAGGCGUGGCCGUGGGUGUCCUCCUCAUCCUUUAUCUCCUGGCAGCCCUGUACGCCUUGAGGCAUCCCGGACACUGGCUUUGCUCUUCCCGCUAUCGUCCUCGCAUCAUUCGAUGGGUCUUGAAGGAGGAGCGGCUGAAGCAGCUGCUAGAGGAGCGGCGUCAGAUCAUUUCCAAGCAAAGGAAAGAGUGGGCCAAGAAAGUGAACGGCUAUGCCAGCGACGAAGAGACCGCUGCUGAGAAGGCGGCAGAGAUGGCGAUGCCUGAGGAGAAGAGGACCUGGGCCCAGGGCCUCAACCACUGCUUCCGCCGCUGCGGGCUGGGAGAACAGCGGCUCACCACGCUGCUUUACGGCAUCCUGAACGUCAUCGUCUUCUUUAUCGGCUUCCUCUCCAACCUCAACGGAGGCUUCCAGGGCUCCUGGGCUUACCCGCUCGCGAAGGGCGGCGGCUACAGCAUGGACUUGAACUUUGCAAUGCUGGUUCUGCCCACGCUAAAGAGCUUGCAGACAGCUACCAGGGGAGUGAGCUCCUCCCGGGAAUGGAUUCCCAUCGACGACCCGAUCAGCUUCCACAUCGUCAUCGCCGGCUUCACUUUCCUGGGGGCUUCAAUCCACAUUGCCGCUCACUGUGUGCAUGCCUACUCAAUCAAAGUGGCCCCGCUGAUGCAACUGGAUCCGCUGCAGCUAUGGAAGCUGAGCGCACAGGAGAUGACCAGCGGGAUGACCUUCUUCCAUCAGCUCCUGAACUUCUCCAACCGCUGCGCCGUGCUCACCGGGCUGAUUCUCACGGUGCUCAUGUUGGCGAUUUUGCUGACUGCACUCCCUUGCGCUCGUCGCAAAACGAACUGCCUGUCGCGACGCUUCGGUGGGUUCAACGUGUUCUGGCGCGUGCACAUGUCCUGGAAGUUCAUCUACGUGCUGCUGCUGUUGCACGCCCCGGCGAGGUUGUGGAUCUGGUUCUUCUUCCCGGCAAUCCUCAUUUUCGUCGACCGUCUCCUCCUCGCAAAUCGCCAAGCGCUCAACUUGUCCCUCAAGCAGGUCAAGUUGCUGCCUCGCGAUGUGAUCGGUUUGACCUUCGAUGUCCCUCAGGGCUUCGUCUAUCAGGCGGGCCAGUACAUCCUCCUUGGCUGGAAAGGCGAGUGGCACCCGUUCACCUUGACCUCGGCCCCUGAGGAGAACUGCAUCUCCGUACACAUCCGCGCCGCCAGCAACCUUGACUGGUGCUCCGCCUUGCGGAAGCGACUCACCGAGGAGGCGCCCGCACAGGCGAAGGGCGAGCCGUUGCCGGACAAGCCGCCCAAGGCCCCGAAGAUUUUCGACUACUGCAACAAAGUCCUUCCGAACAGCCACAUCGUGUACAACGUGCCCACAGAUACAGGGCUCGGCGACGGACGGGCAGACAAGCUGAACGUGGAGGAGUGGGUCCAGAGACAAGGUUCUCUAGUGGAUCCCGCGACGCCAGCCGAGGCUGCCAUCUCCAUCGGAGAAGAUCCGGCAUCCCAGUCGGGCGUGAGCUUGAUCAGCGCCCUGGCAGGAUGA
Symbiodinium natans is the source of this 3357-nucleotide messenger RNA. Lineage: Eukaryota; Dinophyceae; Suessiales; Symbiodiniaceae. The record is from the annotation of a GenBank genome assembly.